AUGAUGCAAUCAGAUGGAAUUCUUCCCUCCUGGGAAACCUUUAACCUUACAGUUACAAGCUCAAACCUUGAUCAAAGCAAAUUUUGCGAUCCACAAUUGGACUUCUUCAUGGGGGAUGAUCUUGAUUUUUCCCCUUCAUUCAAUUCACCUGAAGAAUCCUCUGUGAUUUCUCCUAACUCACAUAUUCCAAUCAUGUUUUAUAAUGGGUACUUUGAUAUUCCAAAUUUGGGCGAUGAAAUUCUGAUGACUUCACCCAUGGAGGGAUUGGAGACUAUUUCAAGUGGAGAAAUUGCAGAAAUUUGUGGAUGGAUAAAUGAAAGAGAGUGUGACGAAAAUUCGUCACCAAUCUCCAUGGAUGGAGAAGAAUAUAGUCCUUGUUUUUCAUUGGAAUCUAGUGAGAAUUCAGUGGCGUUUCCUUUAACAAACGAAUCAGAAACAUUGCCAGGAGUCAUGGAAAUAGACAGCGAAUCGAGUCUCCAUCACCUGAUAAGGGCUUAUGGAGAGGCAACAGAGAAUGGACAGAAGGAGCUUGCGCAGGUGCUUUCGAACUCCAUAGAGGAGAAGAGCAAUCCCCUAGGGAAGACAAUGGAACGCCUGGCCUUCUAUUUAUUCCAUUCGAAAGAAAAUCAAAGCAACUACCUGAGACAAGAAUCAGUCAAGAAUUUUAGCGAAGCGUUCAAGGCAUUCUACCAAGGCCUCCCGUAUGGGAGAUUUGCUCAUUUCACUGCCAACUCGGCAAUCCUAGAAUCUAUGCCGAACGAUGCAGCAACACUGCAUAUAGUAGAUUUUGAUAUUGGAGAAGGGAUACAAUGGCCUCCGGUCAUUGAGGCCAUAAGUCGAACACAUAAGGCACUGAAAUUGACAAUGAUAAAAUCGGCUGAUGCAUUCAACUUUCCUUGUUGGGAUGUUGAGUGCACAAAAAGACAGCUCCAAGAUCAUGCCAGAGAAUUCGGUCUGAAACUACAAAUCGAAGAAAAGAGUGUUUCAGAUCUAGCAAGUGAAUUAACCAGGAUGAAAAAGAGAGAACGAGGCAGAGAGUGGUUGGUGUUCAACUGCAUGUUUAGACUUCCGCACAUGGCUAGAAUGAGGCGGAGGAGCCAUGUCAAAGAGUUUCUAAAGGUAGCCAAGGAAAUACUAACCCAAUAUGGAGCCUCUGCUGGAAUGGUGACUCUUGGUUAUGGAGAAACUGAGUUUUAUUCAAGAACUUGUUCAGGUUAUAGUUCAUUCUUCGAUGAAAUUUUGAAGCACUAUCAAGCACUGUUCGAAUCGUUAGAACAUAGCUUCUCAAUUCAUCUAGCAGAUGCAAGAACAGCCCUAGAGUGUCUUUUUCUAGCACCUCAUAUGAGCUCCCAAUCUUGGUUCCAAGAUUGGGAGGAAUUAAUAGAAUGUUCUGAUCUUCGAUUAGAAACCGGAUUGGAGUGCAGGAAACUGAGCCAAGGAAUCUUAGUCGAAGCUAAACAGAUCGUAAACCAAACAGGGGAUUCUUACACGGCGAGAAUCAGUGGACAGAGAGAAAAUGAGAUGGUGUUGGAAUGGAAGGGCACACCUCUGGCAAAAGUUUCCUCUUGGAUGUGA
Fraxinus pennsylvanica is the source of this 1575-nucleotide messenger RNA. The record is from the annotation of a GenBank genome assembly. NCBI's taxonomy places the organism in Eukaryota, Viridiplantae, Streptophyta, Magnoliopsida, Lamiales, Oleaceae.